Molecule: messenger RNA, 1149 nt
Organism: Sporisorium graminicola
Lineage: Eukaryota; Fungi; Basidiomycota; Ustilaginomycetes; Ustilaginales; Ustilaginaceae
Exons: 1
Coding region: 1-1149 (382 amino acids)
Biological process (GO): nucleoside catabolic process; nucleotide biosynthetic process
Molecular function (GO): ATP:ADP adenylyltransferase activity; sulfate adenylyltransferase (ADP) activity; bis(5'-nucleosyl)-tetraphosphatase activity
Source: RefSeq, a predicted model, not a curated record
AUGUCGUCCGCACUCGCGAUCCCAGAUUCGGAGCUCAAGUCGCUCGCCACCGAGGUCAAGAAGAAGUUCGACGUGGCGAUCGCUGACGGCGAUGCGUACUUCUACCCCUCGGAAAAGAUCACCCUUCAAGAGUCCGAAGCUACGGGGGUCGCAUGGCAGAUCCGCACCGUACCCGCCCUCCUCAAGAAGCCGAAAGCCAACGACACUCCCUCCCAACCCGCAGCAGAAGAGACCAAGUCGCAACAGAACAAAUCCGACGUGUUCGCCCCACCCUAUGUGCCCAACUUGCUAGUCAAGCAGCUCGGCACCGACCACGUGGUGCUGCUUAACAAGUUCUGCGUCGUCCCGCAACAUUUCCUCCUGGUAACCCGCACCUUCGAGAGCCAAGACCUGCCGCCCUCACCAGCCACACUCGCGCUCGCCUACCGCGUCGUGUCCACCCAUCGCUCGGCUGCGACCAACACGGAGCUGCUGGCGUUCUACAACUGCGGCGCCACAGCAGGCGCUUCGCAGCCGCACCGCCACUUGCAGUUUGUCCAAUGCCCGCCGCUCGACACUAGCUCUGCCGACGCUGUCCAGUCGGGCCGGCUGAGCGAGCACGAGCAGGAGCGCAUCGUGGAGUCCGAAUACAAGGUGCCCGUGGAAGCGCUGCUGGAGCGCAUCGAGAGGGACGGUAAGGAGCACGAGAGCGUGCAUGCGCUCCCGCUGCCGUGGCAGCACUUUGUGGUGCUCUUGGAACCCACGGCGGAGAUGCGCAAGGACGAGCGCGAAAUGGAGCGUUACGUGGGGAACAAGUUCAUGGGCCUGCUCGAUGCCCUCUUCCGCGCACGCAUGGUUGCACACAGCGAGGGCGGCGUGCACACGGGCCGACCGGCAUUCAACGUGCUCAUCACCAAACGCGCCAUGCACCUCAUCCCGCGCUCGCAGGAAGAGUUCACAGACCUGCCCGGCAGGAGCGACGACGGCACCGUCGGCAACCUGUCGAUCAACUCGCUCGGAUAUGCCGGGUUCAUGCUCACCCGCUCGCUCGACGAGCAGCACGCGUUGAACAACGUGCCAGGCGCCGUCCAGCAGGUGUUGCGCACGACCGGGGUCCCUCCUGUCGCCGACGUGACUGUUCAGGCUGGCUUGCCGACCUCGAGUAUCUAA